Molecule: messenger RNA, 837 nt
Organism: Williopsis jadinii
Lineage: Eukaryota; Fungi; Ascomycota; Saccharomycetes; Phaffomycetales; Wickerhamomycetaceae
Gene: RPN10
Product: proteasome regulatory particle base subunit RPN10
Exons: 1
Coding region: 1-837 (278 amino acids)
Biological process (GO): proteasome-mediated ubiquitin-dependent protein catabolic process
Cellular component (GO): cytosol; proteasome regulatory particle, base subcomplex; nucleus
Molecular function (GO): polyubiquitin modification-dependent protein binding
Source: RefSeq, a predicted model, not a curated record
AUGGUUUUAGAGGCGACGAUGGUUGUUGUGGACAACUCUGAGUUCACACGGAACGGAGAUUACCCUAUGAACCGCUAUGAGGCCCAGCUGGACGCGGUUGAGCUGCUGUUCCAGGCAAAGACGAACGCCAACAGGGAGAACACCGUUGGGGUGAUCUGCUAUGGAGGCGACGGGCCUCAUGUUAUCUCCACGCUCACAGCGGACUACGGCAGUAUCCUCAGUGGCAUCCACAGCACGAAGAUCCAGGGCAAGUUGCACUUUUCCACCGGGAUCCAGGUUGCCGCCUUGGCUCUGAAGCACCGCCAGAACAAGGUGCAACACCAGAGGAUCGUGGCGUUUGUGGGCAGUCCAAUUGAGGAGAGCGAGAAGGAGCUGGAGAAGCUUGCGAAGAAGAUGAAGAAGAACAACGUUGCUGUUGAUUUCAUCAAUUUCGGUGAGGAUGCGUUGAACACUGCGAAGCUUGAGAAGUUCAUCUCCACGGUGAACUCCCACGACAAUAGCCAUCUGCUCACUGUGCCUGAGGACGAUGGAAGAUUACUCUAUGAAGCUGUUGGGAGCUCGUCGAUUGUACGUGGUGAGGCCGAUAUGGCUGCUGGUGCUGCCAUGGGUGGCUCAGGGAACGAUUUCGACUUUGGAGGUGAUGCAGACAUGGAUCCAGACCUUGCCCUGGCCUUGCGUCUUUCUCUGGAAGAAGAGCAGGCGAGACAGGCCAGAGAACAACAACAGCAACAGCAGCAGCAACAGCAAAUGGAAACCAUAGAAGAGAAUAACGACAGCACUAAUGGAGGCAACAGUAAUAACGAUGACGGAGACACGCAUAUGGGUGACGCAAAGUAA